Messenger RNA from Paramecium tetraurelia, 819 nucleotides. RefSeq lists its product as uncharacterized. The transcript is spliced from 2 exons. The record is from RefSeq and is a predicted model, not a curated record. NCBI's taxonomy places the organism in Eukaryota, Ciliophora, Oligohymenophorea, Peniculida, Parameciidae.
AUGAAAAAAUCUCCACCUCCAAAAGAUAAAAAAAAAAAAGAAAAAAGUCUCGAAAAAGCAGGCGAUAAAUAGGAUAAACAAGAGAAGUUCGAAAAAUCAAAUAAAAAUCUUCAGCCUUUGGAUAAAGUCAGAAUACCUAGGAAUGUGAACUUUUAUCUGCACUUCUUACAACAUCCGGAGAUAACUGAGAACGAUAUAGAAUGGGUCUUAUAACUUCGACACUGGGAUGCUAACAAAAUGAAGGAACUUCUUAGCAAGAUACCAAAUCAACCAUACUCUCUCGCAGACAAAAAAACUAUAUUCUCAGAGAAACAACACGAUGUUUAGGAUAUCAAAAACAAGGAUAAUGUUGCUAAUUUUAUGCAUCUACUUAACCAUCGUUUGGGAUUGGGUGCUUCUGGGAGUUAAGCAGAUUUUGAAACUGGGUUGAGAAGAUAUCAAGCAAACGAUGAAAAUCUAAGUAAGAAGGAGAAGGGAUGGUGGUAUAUACCGAAGAAGGAUAGACAUGAUUUCCCUGAAUUCCCAAAACCUUUGAAGGAGUAAGGAGAACUUAAAAAGUCUUUCAGUACUGGAAAGUUUAAUACAAUGAAGUUUACUUAUUCAGGAUUUGAGGGAAUGCAAGAACUGCCUCCCUAUACCAUGAAAUUUAAGUAGGGUAAUUGCGGCAGCGUGAAACACUUGUUUGGCCCAGAUGUAAGAAUGUCUCAAGGACUUUGGGAGGAGGGAUUAAGGGAGUCAUAUAAUAAGAGAAUGCCAUCGCAACAUCGAAACAAAGAAGAAAGUAAAAAUAAACAGAAAUUGGAUCCUAUAAAAAAAUGA